AUGGUGCUGACCACCAGCGACAAGAACAACGUCAAGACCGUCUUCGCCAAAGUCGGCGGCAGCGCCGAGCAACUCGGCGCUGAGACACUGGACAGGGACGUGAUGUUCACCGCCUACCCCCAGACCAAGACCUACUUCCCCCACUUCGACGUGCACCACGGCUCCGCUCAGAUCAAGGCGCACGGCAAGAAGGUGGUGGCUGCACUAAUUGAGGCUUGCAACCACAUCGAUGACAUUGCGGGUGCCCUCUCCAAGCUCAGCGACCUCCACGCCCAAAAGCUCCGUGUGGACCCCGUCAACUUCAAAUUCCUGGGCCAUUGCUUCCUGGUGGUGGUGGCCAUCCACCACCCCACUGUCCUGACCCCGGAGGUCCAUGCUUCCCUGGACAAGUUCCUGUGCGCUGUGGGCAACGUGCUGACUGCCAAGUACCGUUAAGACGGCACCGUGGCUAGAGCUGGAUGCAACCUGCUGCCAGCCCUCAAUCAGCGAGCAGUCAAAUGAUCUGAAAUAAAAUCUGUUGCAUUUGUGCUCCA
Messenger RNA from Cariama cristata (Red-legged seriema), 533 nucleotides. RefSeq names its product hemoglobin subunit alpha-A. Gene Ontology annotation, molecular function: oxygen carrier activity; haptoglobin binding; heme binding. NCBI's taxonomy places the organism in Eukaryota, Metazoa, Chordata, Aves, Cariamiformes, Cariamidae. Gene Ontology annotation, biological process: hydrogen peroxide catabolic process; oxygen transport. The record is from RefSeq and is a predicted model, not a curated record. Bases 1 to 435 code for a protein of 144 amino acids. Gene Ontology annotation, cellular component: haptoglobin-hemoglobin complex; blood microparticle; hemoglobin complex. The transcript has 3 exons.